This is a messenger RNA of Anolis sagrei ordinatus, 1861 nucleotides long. RefSeq names its product IKAROS family zinc finger 3 (gene IKZF3). The record is from RefSeq and is a predicted model, not a curated record. NCBI's taxonomy places the organism in Eukaryota, Metazoa, Chordata, Lepidosauria, Squamata, Anolidae. Gene Ontology annotation, cellular component: nucleus. Gene Ontology annotation, molecular function: DNA-binding transcription factor activity; RNA polymerase II transcription regulatory region sequence-specific DNA binding. Gene Ontology annotation, biological process: regulation of transcription by RNA polymerase II.
UUGGUCAUGCAAGCUAACAACUCCUUCUUGAAGCAGAAGAGAGGCUGGCUGGGAAUCUUCAUUCUUUCUGAAGUCCAGAAGAAUCCCAGGACCCUACAGAGAAGCAUCGGAAUAACCUGCUGCACUUAACAAAAUGGAAGAUUCACCUGUUGGCAUGGAUUUAAGCAAUUGUCGGGAACAGCCAGAAUCUACAGAUGUUAAGGAUGUUCGGGAUGACAGCAAUUCCAAUAUAUCCCAUGAAACGGAAAAUAUGAGCAACAGUGAAGAUGCAAAGGAAUAUCAUUUGACUAAUGGAAGAGGAAGAGAAGUCUUAGAAGAUGACUUGUCUACAGUCAAAGGGGAACACAGUGAAAAAGAAGAUGAUGUUUUGAAAUCUGAAGCAAUGGAAACCCGAGUAGAGCCUGGGAUCCUUUAUAACCGCUUGCAGGAGUAUGCCGAAUAUGACAGUGUUGAACUAGAGAGGCAUGCUGGGCCAUAUGACCUCGUCAGGCCAACUGGUGGAAAACUAAAUUGCGACAUUUGUGGAUUGGGCUGCGUUAGCCUCAACGUCUUGAUGGUUCACAAACGCAGCCACACUGGAGAGCGACCUUUCCAUUGUAACCAGUGUGGAGCCUCCUUUACUCAGAAGGGCAAUCUUCUCCGUCAUGUUAAACUUCACACUGGGGAAAAGCCAUUCAAAUGUCACCUUUGUAGCUAUGCCUGCCAAAGGAGAGACGCACUCAGUGGUCACUUAAGGACACAUUCUGUGGAGAAACCAUUCAAGUGUGAAUUCUGCGGACGGAGCUAUAAGCAAAGAAGUUCAUUGGAAGAACACAAAGAAAGAUGUCGAACUUAUCUGCAGAAUGCUAGCCUCAAUGAAGCUGAAUCUGCGGAAGGAAGGCACAGCAAAACUGAAAUGGGAACUGAACGGGCCCUUGUCCUGGAUCGCUUAGCGAGCAAUGUAGCCAAGCGGAAAAGCUCCAUGCCGCAGAAAUUUGUUGGUGAGAAACGCCCCAACUUUGAAGUGAAUUAUAGCUCUAAUUUUGGGUAUGAGAAAGAAAGAGAUGUCAUGCUACAAGGAGGCAUGCUGGAUCAAGCCAUCAACAAUGCUAUUGGCUACCUUGGGGUAGAUGCCCUGCGCCCAAUUGUGCAGACGCCAGCAGCCCCAACCUCUGAGAUGGUGCCUGUGAUCAGCAGCCUGUAUCCGCUGGCACUCACCCGCACUGAAGUGAUCACCAGUAACUCACAAGAGGUAGAAAAGAGCCACAUCAUCCAUCUGAGAGACAAGGCUAGUUCUUCUGACAGAGGCCUUUCUCCAAACAAUAGUGGCCAGGACUCCACAGAUUCGGAUAGCAACCAAGAAGAACACCAGUCACAUCCCUAUCAUCACAAUCAAGCAGUCUCCCCUGCUCUGCAGGCUCGAAAUGGGCUUCUGACCUACAAGGAAUACCCCAGAACAUAUGACAUCUUCAGGUCACCAACCAUUUGUCCCCGUGAUGUCUUGAAGGUCUUCAACAAGGAAGGUGAACCCAUUGGCGUCUAUCGAUGCGACCACUGCCGUGUCCUCUUUCUGGAUUAUGUCAUGUUCACCAUCCACAUGGGAUGCCAUGGCUUCCGUGACCCUUUUGAAUGCAAUGUGUGUGGGCACAGGAGCCAGGACAAAUAUGAGUUCUCCUCCCACAUAGUCCGUGGUGAGCACCGAAUGGGGCUGAAAUGAGAAGGGAAUGCUUCCUUCAUUUUCUGGGAGAUGUCACACACAUUGAUGUGGCAGAAUCAAGACAGUCUGAAACCAGCUUGAAAAGUACUAUGUGACCUCCCUUCAAAUCUUAGAAUUUUAUGAGAAUAUUGCCAUCUGAAUAGUUUUGAAGAUUUUUCACCUUCU